GAGGAAUCGCGGAGCAGCUGCGAGGCCCAAGACACACAUCCGGGAGGGAAAAUGCGCUGUGGAUUCCUGUGCCGAUUCCUGUGGCUUUGGCCCUAUUUGUUCUACGCAGAAGCUGCGCCCAUCCAGAAAGUCCAGGAUGACACCAAAACCCUCAUCAAGACGAUUGUCACCAGGAUCAACGACAUUUCACACACGCGGUCGGUCUCCUCCAGACAGAGGGUCACUGGUUUGGACUUCAUUCCUGGGCUCCACCCUAUCCUGAGUUUGUCCAGGAUGGACCAGACAUUGGCAAUUUACCAACAGAUCCUCACCAGCCUGCCUUCCGGAAACGUGCUCCAAAUAUCUAACGACCUGGAGAACCUCCGGGACCUUCUCCACCUGCUGGCCUCCUCCAACAGCUGCCCCUUCCCCCGGACCAGGAGCCUGAAGACCUUGGAGGGCCUGGACGAUGCCCUGGAAGCUUCCCUCUACUCCACAGAGGUGGUGGUCCUGAGCAGGCUGCAGGGGUCUCUGCAGGACAUGCUACAGCAGCUGGACUUCAGCCCUGGGUGCUGAAGCCUUGAAGGCUUGGAGAGAGCCUGAGUGGACAUGUUUAUCCAGGCCUCCAGUCCCUUUCUCUCUCACUCCUCCAAGCCACCUUCCCGAAGGUCAGUUCUGCCGGGGCUUGGCCACAGCCAGCCGCCAGCUGUUUGGGCUGAAGGAUCCCCCGAAG
Molecule: messenger RNA, 712 nt
Organism: Myotis lucifugus (little brown bat)
Lineage: Eukaryota; Metazoa; Chordata; Mammalia; Chiroptera; Vespertilionidae
Gene: LEP
Product: leptin
Exons: 3
Coding region: 52-555 (167 amino acids)
Biological process (GO): positive regulation of p38MAPK cascade; positive regulation of phosphatidylinositol 3-kinase/protein kinase B signal transduction; negative regulation of appetite by leptin-mediated signaling pathway
Cellular component (GO): extracellular region
Molecular function (GO): peptide hormone receptor binding; hormone activity
Source: RefSeq, a predicted model, not a curated record